UACAUGAAAUACAUAUACGGUCCCCCUGUGUUUACCUGACGAUAUACCGGUUUAAAUUAUCUCAGCGUGUGACACAUGACAGGGCGAGCAAUACAGAGUGUACGUCCUGCAACAUGUUGCGUGUGAGCGCUCUGUACGCUGUGCUCAGCACGUGCAUCCUACUCACGUUAGCAGACCGUGACUACCAGUCGUGGAGCGAGAACACACAUCUAGAUAAACCUUUCUCACUCUUAUGUAACGACACUGACGUCCAGAUUGAAUCAGGUGAUCAGAUACUCUGGACACGACUUAACCAUGACAGACCUGUGGCCAACGACACGCAGUUUGAGCUUCAGACGACCUUCGGGAUCGAAAACAUGACCUUGUUCUUCAAGAAGGUCACCGGAAGCCUGGCAGGCAUCUACUUCUGCAACAUCUACAACGCCAGCGGCUUCGUGAGCAGAAUUGUCAGGGGCAUCAACGUUGGUGGGCCGCUGUAUGACGACUACAUUGACAAGUAUCGCUGGAACAUCGUGGUCGGCGUCGUGGCGGCGGCGUGCGUCAUGUUCAUCAUCAUCGGCAUCGGCGUCGUGGACAACUUCCGGUACCAGUCGCCGGAGCAGAAGGAGAAGCGGAGGGCGAGGCGGAACCACGCCAAACAGCUACACCAGCAACAUAACGGCGACGGUGGCAAGCCGGACACGACUGACCACGAGAUGACCUACGACACGGCUGACCAUGAGAUGACCAACAACCACGACAAGACGGGAGACAACCUGGGCUAUGAACCGGAAGGAAAUACACACCUUUGAGUCUCAAGGUCAAACUAAACUACAUUUUAGUAUUCACCUAUUUUUAAAAUUAUGUGACUUUUUUAUGUUAUUUUACAUUCAUAAAUAAAAUCAAAAUGCCAAUCACUGCUUCUAUAAAUUAAAUGAAUACUAUUUAUACUUUUAUAUUUAAGAAA
Physella acuta is the source of this 946-nucleotide messenger RNA. RefSeq lists its product as uncharacterized. NCBI's taxonomy places the organism in Eukaryota, Metazoa, Mollusca, Gastropoda, Physidae. The record is from RefSeq and is a predicted model, not a curated record.